This is a messenger RNA of Bombina bombina (fire-bellied toad), 1814 nucleotides long. It is a transcript of the gene ERRFI1, whose product is annotated as ERBB receptor feedback inhibitor 1. Gene Ontology annotation, cellular component: extrinsic component of cytoplasmic side of plasma membrane. The record is from RefSeq and is a predicted model, not a curated record. The coding region runs from base 253 to 1644 and encodes 463 amino acids. Lineage: Eukaryota; Metazoa; Chordata; Amphibia; Anura; Bombinatoridae. Gene Ontology annotation, biological process: regulation of keratinocyte differentiation; negative regulation of epidermal growth factor receptor signaling pathway. The transcript has 4 exons.
CUGGGUAGCAUUAGGACAUAAUAAACUUCAGCUAAAGAGUGCUCGGGUUGGAAUGCUGGGGGCACUGGGACUGUACUAGACAGGAAAGGGAGGUCUUACAAUGUGGGUAUAUCUGACAGUCACACACUAAUGGAUGAGCUGAACUGAAGGUUUUAGUAAUCAGAAGGCAGAGUUGAAGGAAUGACAGCUGCUCAUAGCUCACAAAGCACUUUAGGCUGCUGAAUAUUUGACGUCCACAAAGAACAAAACACAAUGACAACAGCUGGACUUGCAACGCAAGAAGUCCCAUUGAAAAAUGGGUAUAUGCAUAAUGGUCAAAGCUUAAUGGGCUCAAAGUCUUGCUGGACAAAUCAUAGCGAAUAUGAAAAUACUUAUUAUGAUAUGGAGCCCAUCUCAUUGUCCUAUGGCUUGAGGCCACCAAAUCAGCAACACAUAUCAUCAAUUGGCCACAUUUCAAGGCCAAUCGUAAUGAAUGGCCACUGCUAUUCUGAAAACUGCAUGAAGGUACCCUUGAAGAAAUCUGGCUUGCUUCCGCUUAGCAUGCCUAUUGUAGAAGAUUCAUCUGCAAACUGUGAAGAAGAUCAAGUUGUUCCAUCUUUUAAAAAACUUUCAAUGAAUAAUAGAUCUGGUUCUGAGAAAACACCUCCUCUAACACCUACUAAAUGCAUACAAUCUCCUUUUUAUACUACCAUGUGUGAUCGUAGUUUAAGGCCGCUUCCUCCUCUUCCAAUUUGUGAAGAUCAUUCAGAUGAGGCAGAUAGCGAGGUUGAAUUCAUCACAAGUUCUGAAACAGACUUGCUUAUAGAUGAUGGGAGAUCUUUAGCCUUUAAAUACGGGGUUCCAAGUAGGCGAAGCUUUAGGGGAUGUGGACAGAUAAAUUAUGCAUACUUUGAAUCUCCGUCUGUAAAAAAGCCAGCAGAUGAACAUUCAACAUCUAACCAAAAUGGACAUGUACAAAGCUCCAAACCACAGAAACCAGAGCAAACUCACAGACGGUUACGGAGGUCUCAUUCAGGACCAGCUGGAUCUUACAAUAAACCCGCUCGAAUAGGAAGCCUCACAAACAGGACUUCUCCUAAUUCUGAUGAAGACAAACCAGAAGUUCCACCAAGGGUUCCAAUACCUCCGAGACCAAUAAAGCCAGAUUAUAGAAGAUGGUCAGCUGAAGUAUCCUCUAACACAUACAGUGAUGAGGAUAGGCCCCCUAAAGUACCCCCAAGAGAGCCUCUCUCAAGAAGUAACUCUCGAACCCCAAGUCCGAAGAGCCUGCCAUCAUACCUCAAUGGGGUAAUGCCCCCUACUCAGAGCUUUGCUCCUGAUCCAAAGUAUGUCAGUUGUAAAGCUCUUCAAAGACAGAACAGUGAAGGAUCUGCAAACAAGAUUCCUUGUAUUUUGCCUAUAAUCGAGAAUGGAAAGAAGGCUAGUUCAACACAUUACUACCUUCUUCCAGAAAGGCCACCAUACCUGGACAGAUAUGAAAAAUAUCUUACUGAAACAAAAGACAAUUUUUCAGAGUCAAAAGUGCAGUCUUGGUCUAGUGACAGUAGCAUAUCUUCAGGUUCACCAAAGCAAGACUUAAAAACAAAAAUGGACAUGGUUCACAAUGCCAAGCGUAAACAUUUAUGUGAUGUAGUUUCUCCAUAGACUUUUGGUAGAAUAUCCAGAAAAGGUCAUUAAAUAUUGGGGGUUUUUUGUUCAGGAUGUUACUUAGAAUUCUUAUAAUUGCUGACUUUUUCUCAAAAAGCAAAGGAAAUGAUGAGCAAAUUACUCAAAUAAUGAGCUUUUUUUUUUUUUAAAUAAAGCAUUUAAGUGAU